AUGCCCCCCUUGUCCCCAGGCACUGGCAGCUUGGCCUCAGACUGCUGCCUGAAGAACAGCCAGAAAGUCAUCCCCAGCAGCUGGGUGAAGUCCUACAGCCUCCAGGGACCCGAGUCAGGAUGUUUACUGUGUGCUGUCAUGUUUACCACCAAGAGAAACAAGAAAAUCUGCACCUCUCCCACCGACCCCGCCGUCCAGAAGCUGAUGCAGAACCUGGACAAGAAGGACAAGAAGGCCAAGAAGGACAAGAAGAAGGGACAGUCCCCACGUCCCAGGGGCAAACCCAAGUGGCAGAAGCGGCAGUGGGUCUAA
This is a messenger RNA of Gymnogyps californianus (California condor), 312 nucleotides long. RefSeq names its product C-C motif chemokine 19-like. Gene Ontology annotation, cellular component: extracellular region. Bases 1 to 312 code for a protein of 103 amino acids. The record is from RefSeq and is a predicted model, not a curated record. Gene Ontology annotation, biological process: neutrophil chemotaxis; chemokine-mediated signaling pathway; inflammatory response. Lineage: Eukaryota; Metazoa; Chordata; Aves; Accipitriformes; Cathartidae. Gene Ontology annotation, molecular function: chemokine activity; CCR chemokine receptor binding. The transcript is spliced from 2 exons.